This is a messenger RNA of Mauremys reevesii (Reeves's turtle), 986 nucleotides long. It is a transcript of the gene PSMB8, whose product is annotated as proteasome 20S subunit beta 8. The coding region runs from base 38 to 862 and encodes 274 amino acids. Gene Ontology annotation, molecular function: threonine-type endopeptidase activity. The transcript is spliced from 6 exons. The record is from RefSeq and is a predicted model, not a curated record. Lineage: Eukaryota; Metazoa; Chordata; Testudines; Geoemydidae. Gene Ontology annotation, cellular component: proteasome core complex.
CGCCGCUCAGAGCCGGGCGGGAGGCGCAGGAAGGCGGAUGGCGCUGUUUGAAGUCUGCGGGGCCCCCCGGGGGGGCUGGGACUGGCCCCCCCCCGGAGCCGCCGCUGCGCCCCGGGGACCCGACCACUACAGCUUCGGCCUGCGGGCGCCCGAGCUGGCCCUGCCCAGGGGGGAGCAGCCGGCCCAGUUCCUGCAGACGUACUCGGAGGAGGGCCGGGACCGGGUGCGGAUCCAGCUGGCCCACGGCACCACCACCCUGGCCUUCAAAUUCCAGCACGGGGUCGUCGUGGCUGUUGACUCCCGGGCAUCGGCCGGCAGCUACAUCGCCUCCCUGGAGGCCAACAAGGUGAUCGAGAUCAACCCCUACCUGCUGGGCACCAUGUCGGGCAGCGCCGCCGACUGCCAGUACUGGGAGCGGCUCCUCGCCAAGCACUGCAGGCUGUACCAGCUGCGGAACAAGGAGCGGAUCAGCGUCUCGGCCGCCUCCAAGCUGCUGUCGAACAUGAUGUGCGAGUACCGGGGCAUGGGGCUGUCCAUGGGCAGCAUGAUCUGCGGCUGGGACAAGAAGGGCCCCGGCCUGUACUACGUGGACCAUAAUGGCACCCGUCUCUCCGGCUCCAUGUUCUCCACGGGCUGCGGGAACAGCUACGCCUACGGGGUGAUGGACAGCGGGUACCGGCCCGACCUGAGCGUGGAGGAGGCCUACGACCUGGGGCGCCGCGCCAUCGCCCAGGCCACCCACCGCGACGCCUACUCCGGGGGCGUCGUCAACAUGUAUCACAUGAAGGAGGCCGGCUGGAUCAAGGUGGAAAAGACCGACGUCAGCCAAUUGAUCCACGAGUACCUGGCGGCCAGGAAGUGAGACGGGCCAGCGACCGGGGGCUCCGGAUUCAGGGAUGCAGGAGACUCAGGGCCAGAGCGAUGGAGGGAGCAGGGGAUGCGGUUAACGGGUUUCUGUGUGUGAUGCAAUAAAGAGAAACAGUGAA